Cryptococcus deneoformans JEC21 is the source of this 2265-nucleotide messenger RNA. Its product is annotated as expressed protein. The transcript is spliced from 5 exons. Bases 61 to 2067 code for a protein of 668 amino acids. NCBI's taxonomy places the organism in Eukaryota, Fungi, Basidiomycota, Tremellomycetes, Tremellales, Cryptococcaceae. The record is from RefSeq and is a predicted model, not a curated record.
CUCAUUCUUUCUUCGAUUUAUAAAGAUACUUUUUAAUUUUGGUGUCGUCUUCAACGCUGAAUGUCCAUACAUUCCAUAUCAGACACAUAUUAUACCGGCCCGAUCAAUUCGACACUCCGCGGAUUCUCCAAUGUCGUUCGGCUUUUCGGGACCGGUAAAGCUGCGCACUCGGACGGGAAAGAUGUCGACGAAGAGAAUAGUGAUGACGCGGACAUUGAUGAAGAAGGGUUAUUGUGGGAUGCUCAGACUGCACUCAUCGCAAAUGAACCAGAGAUAGCGACAAGACUCUACGUUCAAGCAGCUUUACCACCUUAUUGUUCACCUUCAGCAUGUCUUGCGCUCGGCAACCUACUUAUCAGAAGUUCAGUGUAUAUGGAAUCACCAUCAGCUCCAAUAUCUUCAUCCAACGAGUUGACAUCAGGAAGAUCUGGAACUUCUUUGUGGAGCAAGCUCUUCGGCACAAUUUCUACUCCUCAAUCUCCUUCAUCAGCACAUUCAUCUUCACCCACAAGGAAGCGUAUUGACCUUGUCGCAUGCGGCUGGCAGAUGCCAAAAGUUGGGAAAAGAGCAGUCCGUGAUGUUGAAGGGAUGGGCGUCGCUGGAGCCUGGUUUGUUCUAGGAUUGGGAUGGGUUGUUCGAGUGGAGAUGGAGCGUGAAAAGCGAUUGCGAGGAAAAGUGGUUAUAAAGCCUUCGAAGGAGACAUUUGAAGAUAGUGAAGAAGAAGCCAUCUUCACAAAGAAAAAGGGAAAAGGGAAUGGGAGGCUCCACUCGUCAACUAUUUACAUCGCGCCUCCUCAACGUGCCGAUGACCCCUUUCCAAUUGUAGCUGGGAACCCAAAAACAGCGCUUAGCGAAUCGACCAAAACUGAAGAAUCUUCGCUGAUUGGGACUCCGGCUAUGGGCGACGUAGAGUCGCUCGAGGACGAAGAUGAAAGUGAAAUGGAGAGCCUCAGUAUCAUGUAUGAUCUACUUAGUCCACUUCUCCAUCUGUACCGAUACGGCCAUAUUCAAUCCCAAGAUCCCGUUGCGCUUCCUCCCGUAUCCUUGCAGCAGCUUCCUCCAGCAUUGCGGCCGAAGAAUGAGGCGGAUAAAGGAAGGAAUGUCUGGUGGUUAGGCAGGGUGGUAGCGCAGCAGUUAAUCAAAUUGGACAUAUUGAAAGCUGCGAAAGGUAAGGGACAAAAAGAACAAUUGAGGAAAGCUGUUGGUGUGUCAGUAAACUAUAUCAUUGCGACAACAUCCCCUGACCUCCAAGCUGAGAUGUAUUUCCGCUCUAUUGCGUCUACCCCCUCAAUAGGACUUGAAUAUGCCGACGACCUGGUCACCAAUGCGAAGAAGCGUUUGCAGAUCAUCACCAGUACACCUCGAGAUGAGAAAAUGCUGCGAUUUUUCCCAUUCCCUUCCAUGCUUGACAAAGCUUCGCCGCCCAACCCACAGAAAACGUCCAUAUCGUCUCCAAGGUCGAUUUUGACUCCUCCGAAAGUGAUGGUACAAUCUGCAAAGUCGACUGUCAGUCUUGCAGCCUUGGCAGGGGAAGAAGAGGUAGCGAGUCUGGUGGCGCCUGGUCCCAAGAAGUUGGGGGCAUUGGAUACAUUAAAAAGGGUUCAUGAGAAGGCGGUGAUGCAAGAUGAAGAGGUUGGCCGAGAAGAGGUUCAUGAUGAACCAGGAGUCAGCUAUUCAGAAGUGCGACCAACCAUUCGUCGAGUUUCAACUUCCCCUCAUCUCCAAACCCACCUUCAUCCUCCUCCCUCUUCAUCGCGCACUCGUCGCCGACUCCCGUUUGAACUCCCUUCCUCAGAACCCAUUGCCCCUGUCGAUCCCGUCCUUGCCGCCGCAGAGAUGUCUAGCGCCUUGACAAAACACGUAGUAUGCAAUGUUUGUGGGAUGAAGGGUGUUAAUUUUCCGGAAUGUAGAAAAUGUGGACUGAGGUUUUGUUCCAGGGAGUGUAGAGUUGGCGAAGAUAGGGCGGGUAAUGGGAAGAGACAUAUCUGUGGGUUAUCGGAAUCUAGGAGAAACCAUGGGGGGUUGAGCCAUGGGAUAGAAUAUGGUGUAGUGGGUGAUGUUCAUUAACCUGCUUUACUGGAGGGAAGAAUGUUGCGACAUACAGCGUUGACAUACAGCGUGCAAGGUUUUAAGGAAUAUAAUUGUAUUGUCAUAAGGUUACUUUCAAAACAAGUGAAGAGCUGUUGCUUGCAUAGAUAUCAUAUAUUCAACAUAUGGGGUAGCCAAAAUAGAAGGUUGUUUAAUUAGCAUGUAUAAAUGAUCAGC